Molecule: messenger RNA, 1891 nt
Organism: Amoebophrya sp. A25
Lineage: Eukaryota; Dinophyceae; Syndiniales; Amoebophryaceae
Source: the annotation of a GenBank genome assembly
GCGGAGAAGGACAGGCUGCACAACCUUCAUGAAGUGAUGUCCGAGGAGCAGCCACGGUGCCUCUACUUCGAUAUCGACUGCAAGGACGUUUCCAGAAGAGCAGAGCAUGACGCUCUCAUGCUGCAACUCGCGACGGUCGUCUACCGCACACUCGGGAUUGAAGACGUAAUUUUAGAGAGAUUAAGGGUAGGUUAAAGGUGCUUUUCUUACCGCUUUUUAUGCCUCUCUCCCUUAGGAUGAGAAAGGCAUAAAAAGCGGGGUAAGCGAGCACCAAAAACCUACCUCUAAAGAGAGCCAUGGCGAAGAAGAAGCACGCUGAAAGCAGAGUAUUAAAUGGAGGUGGAGGACAUGGAAGUGCUGGUGACAGGACAAGAACUAAUUGUAGUAGUAGUGGUUUUGACGGCGUCGGAGACCGAGAAUCCGGAUUACUAGCUUCUAGUGGUGUGGUCGAGGUCGGAGGUGGAGGAAUACUGACCAGGACGAAUGGGCACGCUGAUCCAGGCGGAGGUGCUAUUAGCAGUAGUAGUGAUAGAAGACCUGCUUUUAGUGCUGUUCCUGUGCGGAAUGAAAAUGACACCGUACUACAACAUGUCGACAAUGUUGUUGCACCUGUCGUCAUGGAGACCUCAUCUUCAUCAAAGAUCGAUGAUAGUCACAACUUGCAAAGCCAAAGCUCAGCGUCGUCCUCCCCUAGCAAUGGUCCAGAUAAGUGUUCUCUGGCGCACGAAAGCAAAGCUGUUUCUAGCUCGACGACGACAGCCGAACGUAGCUGCGACGAAACGUUACGUGCUGCUGAAGUUAGCGGUUACAAAGCGCCACACGCCUCGCUACCCAACAGUGACGACAGUGCUGCAGACGACGUAAAAAGCAGUAGCCUAGAACAUCAAAGCACGAAUUUCGAAGCUACAUCAAUGUCUCCUGACGACCGAGGGGGAAAUGGACCCCAGGGGAAAACCGCUAUCGAAGAAGUAGACAGAGAAGUGCAUAGUACAACUCUGAGCCAGGAGGAAGCAGAUCGAAUACGACGGAAAGGCUGCGUUGUACUCACCUCACAGGACCCGAAGAAGUACUCGGUCCAUGUUGUUUAUGAUAACAUGCUCUAGACGUAGACAUUAAUCAUUCGUGUAGUUGGCAAGAACUUCUUAGACGUUCAUUCUGAAUUGAUAGAGUUGUGCUUGAUUAGUACUAUACUAAAUAUAAGUUCGCACCAAAGUCGUGACUUCCUCCUUCAUGGUUCGUUUCCGCAGAUCCAGUUCGAUUCUCGAGAUGCGCAGAAAGACUACAUGAUCCUCCUCCAGUACGCAAUGCCUCCCUCCUUGAGCGACAUCGUGGAUCUUCAGGUUUACUCCUGUUUUCAGUUGUACCGAACUGCCUUUGCCGCGAAGAUUUGCACCGAAACGGGGAAGCUAAGGCCAGACACGCAGCUUAUUCCACAAAACUACUUCGAGGAUGACGAGGCGACAGCAUAUCCGACCUACGUCAACCGCUUGUACAGGGUACUUCAUCAUGUUGCUCAUUUAUCAAGAUAUUGCUCAAAAAGAAAGCAACUAUUGCGGUACCCUUCGAUUAGAAACUUGAUAUCGGAAAGAUCUUUCUACAUUCUCAUAAUUGCAGUAGAAUUUCCACAGAAAGUGACGACUUUGCUACUCUCGGCCUUUAUCUUUCAGCUGGGUCCUUAGAAGAGAUCCAUUCCUUUCCCUCAAGCAGUAAUAUCAUCCCUGAUCAGAGACUACACGGGGAGUACUACUCAUAUCUACACUUUUUCAGAAUUUUUAUUUUUCGCUUGCUUCAGAUUCCAUUACGCCCAGCAGAGGAGCUCCGCACCUUGCCCUGCAACGAAGAAAUGCGGGAAAGAAUACGGGAAAGGGAGCUGCAGCUUCAGAAGUCAUUU